Molecule: messenger RNA, 2308 nt
Organism: Linum trigynum
Lineage: Eukaryota; Viridiplantae; Streptophyta; Magnoliopsida; Malpighiales; Linaceae
Source: the annotation of a GenBank genome assembly
GUGAACAAAUCUUGUAGAUUUUCAAUUUGAUGCAUAAUCGUUUGGAUAAAUAUCUUCAUACAUGAUUUUCAUGAUAAUUUCCAGUGAACAUAGUAGGGCUGGUAGUCGGUUAGUUUUGGUUUAACCGAAAAAUGAAAUCUCGGUUAUAGGUUAAACUAAGGCACGACAAACCGCUGCCGCCACCCGACCGUCGUUCAGCCUCGGUUAGCCACAGACCGACCAACCAGUUUUCGGUUUCGGCGCGAUUUAACCGGGAAGCCGAGCAGGCUGUAGGAAGGCCUCGUGAUACAAGAAAGUUGGGGGGAAUAAACGUGGUGGCGGUGAUGGAAGGAGGGUUGUUGACUGAUGUUAUUGCAAGUUUGGGGGAUGGAGGUGGAAGAAGCUCCCCCUCAACCAAAAGAUCCCUUGUCCCAAAGCAGCAACGAGAGUCGCCAGACGGCGCAACGGGUGGAGGGGCAGCGCGAUUAGAGGGAGGCGAAACAGGCGAUUGGAGAGAACGGAGUUGCGGGGAGACGGUAAGGGAGGAGCUCAGGGGAGGGAGUAGGAGGAGGAGUUCGUCUCCGACGGGUUGGCCGAGAUGGGAGGGUGGAGGCGGCGGGGCGCAGCCAGCCACGCAGGGGAGUCGUCGUCGCUGCUGUGCUGUGUGGGAGACGGAGUGGGGCGGCUGGGCGAUUGUGAGGGAGGAUUGAAGGAACACGAUGGCGCUAGGGUUGGGGUGUAAAAUGGGAUGGCAAAGCGACGUGGUAUAAGGUCGGUCGGUUAGUGACGAUUAGCCGGUUAACCGACGUCGGUUUAUCGGCUUACCGCUGCACCAAUAACCAACUCCGACCACUGCGUAUUUUUCGGUUUCCGGUUAGCCGCUAACCGGCAGUUAAUGGUUAGACCGGUCGGUUAGCCGCUAACCGACAACCGAAAUGACAGCCCUAGAACAUAGUCCCAAUCACAAGUCCCUUAGAUGUGGUGAAUUGCAAACAUAUUUAGAACUUGUCCGCUAUACUUUCUUUUUGGAUCUCCACAAUAUAGUUGUAUCACCAUAAGUAUAGAGAUAUCUCAUCUCCAACCAACCAAUAUAAGGAUCAAACAAAUAUCUUUGAUAUGAAUAGUUAACCAAAUCUCUCUCUGAUCAACCAACCAACUACGUUCCAAUGCCCUUUAAUGAGGGAAACAUUAAUGCUCCAAUGGCAUGAACAUAUGGUACUUCAAAAUAUAAUAAUUUACUUAUUACUCGAUGUCUAAAUGGACCUUUGUUCACUUCUAGUGAUCUUAGGAUCCUUAUAUUAUUUGAUGAAUGUAAUUUGUUCUUGCAAAAUUACUUUUACACUUUUUCAACUGUACAUUCCUCGUCCAUAGAAAAAUCUUAAAUAGUUCAUUUUAACUCAUUUAUUUAAGCAAUGAACUUAUUUAGGAAGCUCUUCAAGGGUUUCAAUAAUAAUCAUAUCAUCAACGUAAUAUGAAUCGCGUCAAAAUAAUUUGUUAAUCUUUUUUCCCUAAAUAACCAUAAAGCUUAGCUAACAGAAAUGUGUGCAAAGAAUUCUUUCAUAGCAGCACGAAAGACAAACGACAAUCAUGUUACAAACUCAACACAACAUACAUAAACCACAACUCAUACACUAAAGAAACUAUAAAUUAAAAUAUUCAGAACUUAUAUUGAUGAUGCAAUUACAGAUGCUUAAUGCAAAUGCUAGUGUGCACUCUACCGGGAUAUGAUAUUUGACAAUGAAAUCAUCCAUUACAUGCAUCGAUUGAGUUUCCUCUUGAUCAUCAUUUGUAUAUUUCAUAUUCGGUACGCGUACGGAAGUAUAACAAAAUUUCUAAUAUUCUUCUAACAAAAAAUAAGAUGGCAAAACAAAUUUUAUUGUCUCCUCUAAAACGAGAGACUUUUUUCCAAAAGGUAUACAAUCAAACCAACUUAAAAAUUGGCAUUAGUUACAUGAAUCUUUUGAUUCUGUUGUUGUCGUUCAUCCUGAUGAAGACAUUUCUUGGUGCAGUAGGCCAGACACUCCUGGGGAGUUGGUAGUUUGCACUCUUCUGUGCAUUUUUCGACGCAAUCAAAUGGAUCCGCCAAAGCCAUUUGGUUCAUCGAUCCCAAAAUCACUAGCACCGACAAUAUCAAUGCAAUCUUUGUUAGCGCCAUUAUCUCCUCCUCCUCCUCUUUUUUUUUUCCCGUAUAUUUAUCGGAUUUUGUCCUCCAAACGUGCACACCUAUACUAUAUAUAUAUAUAUCUUUUUAUAGUUGAGUAUAGUGUGACAGUGUGAGUCCGCCAAAAUUGAGUAAUUUGAUAUCUAACAAUCAAUGUGGGAUAUGAUU